AUGAUGGCAAAUCGGUCAAAAGUACUGACACUCUACAAGCACAUCUUGACGCUGCACCGGUAUAAACUAGAGCCGCAUAUGCGCGUGCUUGGAGAUCAAUACGUGCGUGAUGAAUUCAAGAGACACAAGAAUGCAGCAUCUAAGUUUGUGCCGCUAUUUCUACGAGAAUGGGAGCAAUAUGCAGCCAUGAUGAGCCAAAAGAAGAACUGUUUUGGACAAGAGCUGUCCGUUGAAGAUCAGCAGCUACUCGAUGAUGAGCAAAAGAUAAAGCUACGUACACUUCAAGAUGCUGCUAAGAAGGUGGGCGAGACCAUUAUCUAA
Molecule: messenger RNA, 321 nt
Organism: Peronospora belbahrii
Lineage: Eukaryota; Oomycota; Peronosporomycetes; Peronosporales; Peronosporaceae
Source: the annotation of a GenBank genome assembly